Messenger RNA from Zophobas morio, 729 nucleotides. RefSeq lists its product as uncharacterized. The coding region runs from base 1 to 729 and encodes 242 amino acids. The transcript has a single exon. Lineage: Eukaryota; Metazoa; Arthropoda; Insecta; Coleoptera; Tenebrionidae. The record is from RefSeq and is a predicted model, not a curated record.
AUGUAUAAGAGUGAAGUGAAUAUUUUGGAGAAAGCUUCGUUGUACCAUUUAUGUCUUUCUUAUAAAAAAACGACUGAUGCACCAAAUGCAGAAGACUUCAUAUCGUUUUGCCAAAAUAAUUUAAAUAGUGAAAUUUGCAAAAGUAUAGAUACUUUAACAAUAUUGCAGUCACAAUCUAAAGCCUGGUUUGAUGUUAGAUAUGCGAGAAUAACAGCUUCAAAGCUGCAUGAAGUUGCUCACUGCAAAACUGUUGAUGGAGCUACAACUGCUGCAGUUCUGGCAGCAUCAAAAUUUAGAGGAACAAAGACCAUGAAAAGAGGCCUUAACCUUGAAGAAGAUGUCUUAAAAGUCAUAGCUGAGGAGAAAAAUAUUAAAUUAGAAAGAGUAGGAAUGACCAUAAAUCAUAUGUACCCAAUAUUUGGUGCCUCGGCAGAUGCAAUGUCUGAUAAAUAUUGCGUUGAAAUAAAAUGUCCAAUAAAGACAAAUACUGUAAAAAAUUACAUUACGCCAGAGGGUGAAAUAACUCCUAAACCAUAUGCACAACUGCAGCUGCAAAUGUUUCUUAGUAAAAAACAAUGGGGUUUAUUUUGCGUUGCAUCUCCAUCUUUUGAAACGGACAGAAAUGUGACUAUAAAGGAAAUUCCUUUGGAUGAAAAUUUUUGUCACAAUGUAAUGGAGCAGGCACAAGCUUUUUGGAAAAAACCGAUUUUUCCAAUUUUAAUUAACUGA